This is a messenger RNA of Trichoderma gamsii, 261 nucleotides long. RefSeq lists its product as hypothetical. The record is from RefSeq and is a predicted model, not a curated record. Bases 1 to 261 code for a protein of 86 amino acids. The transcript has a single exon. Lineage: Eukaryota; Fungi; Ascomycota; Sordariomycetes; Hypocreales; Hypocreaceae.
AUGCCGGCCGUGAGCACAAAGCACCACAGCCCGACCUACAUGGACGACAGUUUUGAUAGAGGCACCACAAAUGGAUAUAGCAGACCCGCCCCAAAAGAUCAACCAAGCUAUACUAGACCAGAGUCAUCUCUGGCGGAACUGCCAAUAUGUGAAGUUAGGGUUCGGCAUGUGCCAAAAACGAAACAAGUUGAUAAUGACGAUGGGCAAAAAGGACCGCAUUCGCACCAAUUCAUCAGCGGCCCUCUAAGACCGGUGAUAUAG